Messenger RNA from Paramuricea clavata, 215 nucleotides. NCBI's taxonomy places the organism in Eukaryota, Metazoa, Cnidaria, Anthozoa, Malacalcyonacea, Plexauridae. The record is from the annotation of a GenBank genome assembly.
ACGAUAGCUCAUCUUACGAAAUUCUCUCACACCCUUUUAAUACUUCUAUUGUUCAAGACCAAGUGGACUCGAUUGUGACAUGGUCUUCUUAUAACCGCAUGUUGGUCAACGUAAAAAAAACUAAAGAGUUCCGAGUCUCUUUUCUGAAAACACCUCCUACCCUUGACCCAAUUGUCAUAGGCGGUCAGCCUCUGGAACUUGUGAAAUGUUUUUAA